UUAUCUUUCUUUCCCUUCAAACAAAGAUAAUUGACUUGAUAUUUAUAUCCAAGGUGGACUUAAAAUAUACUAAUCACGACUGAACCGGAAAGCGUGAUUAGCAUUACUACGAUAAUCUAUUUUAAAUUUGGUUGGAGAAUAAUUAUAGUAAAACCUGAAGUUUCCGAGAAACUACUACCACAACGACGCACGUCUCCCUUUUUCCCUAAUCUAUCUCGUUCUCUCCGACCUUUUCCUUUUUCUAAAAUAUUUUGAAAUUGAAUUAUUCAAUAUUGUGUCAUAUCUGGUUGGUUAAACCACUUUGAAUGAAGCCACACUGAAGACUUUUGGAUCUUUCCUGAUGAUGUUUUUCUGGUUGGGUUUCAACAGGCUUCGCUAAUUUCUGAUCUGGGUUUUCUUGUUUGCGCCAAGAUAUUCCUGUUUUUCAAGAUUUUUUUUAAUAGAGGAAAACACCAGUUGCCAUUGUUGCAAGUUUGGUGAAUAAAAAUCUGAUCUGGGUUUCUGUCUAUUGGAUCUCUAGAGUUGGUUCUGCUUUCAUUUGAAGCCAUUCAUUUCAUUCACUGCGGCAGCUUUUCUUUGAAUAAUCUGAAACCCCAUUGGAUUGAAUAGAAUACUUGAGUUAGAAAUUUCUGAGUUGUUCAAUCUUUGACCGAACUCAUUGUAAUUUGCUAACUUGAUUGGUCAAAGGUGGUUGAAUAGAAGUUAUGGAUUUAGGUCGGGAAGAACCGGCUGGAGAUGGAGAAAUGGAGGAAUUGGUUAGAGUAUCCUCUGUUGAUAAUCCUCUCAGGGAAAAUCAUCUUCAGAGAACACAUUUUCCUGGCAUGGUAAGACAGAAAGCAUAUAUUUUUGACGGUCUUGGAAAUUAUUAUAAUAAGGAGUGGGAUCUUGCUGAAGGUGGUGGCAAGGAGUUUUGUUGGUACCAUGUAGAACUUCCAAAAGGGAAUCAGAAACUCUCGCAAUCUGCACAAUACCUCAUAGAUGUUCUUUGCCCACCUUUAAAACUUCAAGACAUUCUCUCACUUGUUAGCAAUGGGCCAUUUUGUGGACACGUUGAUGGAGCGCUUGUCUUUAGGGUUAAUUCACCUGGCCCUCCCUCCAGUAAUUUUACAUUUAGACUAGCUGCCAGGGUUACUGAGAAUUCAGUGAUUACUGUGUCUUUGGGACGUGUUCCCAGAUUAGGUUUCUCACCGGUUGGUCAAUCUCUUCUCUCAGAGAUUCCUAGUGUUGAGAGUCCAUCUUAUCAUAGAGGAGAGAGGAAGGAAGGGAGUGGGAUUGUUAUUAGAGAGCAUGUUCUUGAGUUCUUAUUGACAAUGAAUCACUCUGAGGAGGCUGAUAAUCCUGUUCCAAAGUCUGUCUCAAACCUUGUAGUUCACAUCAUUGAUACGCAUGUGGAUCACCUUCAAGAUGUUGUUACUAAACUUGAGAUGGAGCUGGAUUCUGUGGAACUUGAGUUGGAUAGAGGUGGAUUUGCUCUGAAGAAACAGAUGCUAGAUGAUAGAAGGUUCCCAAAAAUGCAUCUAAAUUUGCAACGUCUCCUGCAGGUGAUUGCCCAUGGUGAGCAAGUAUAUCCCCGAGUAAAGGAAAAAUGUUCUUCUAAAAAUUGGUUUGCAAUUGAGGACAUCAGCUCCCUUGAAGAGCUGAUUGGGCGCUUGAGGAGGCUGAAAGAGAAUGUAGGGUUUCUAGCAAAUCGUGUUACUGCGAUUCAGGCUGGUUUGGAUAGCUGGCAGUCGGAGCAAAUUAACAGAAAACUCUAUUAUCUCUCUUUUCUUUCCAUAAUAUUCCUUCCUUUGUCGGUUAUCACCGGAGUGUUUGGGAUGAACGUGGGUGGAGUUCCAUGGACUGUGCAAAAGGACCCUGCACUAAAUGAUGGUUUCCGCAAUGUCAUGAUUAUCUGUGUAGCAAUGCUGUUUCUAGUUUUGCUCUGCUUUAUUUUCCCUGCUCUUUAUACCCGAUUGACUGCCUGGCAUAGGAGGAGGUCUUUGAGAAGAAGUUGGUCUCAUAACAGGAGAUCUUUCCUCAAGAGAACCAUUGGAAUUCAAGAAAGAGGUGGUUACCUUAGGAUUUGACAGAAUUAAAGAAAUUCAUUACCAUGGUGGUUCUAUUAAAUUUUGGCUGUACAAACGCGUAAAGUUUUCAGUUUAUUGCGAUCUCAAUUUGAUGGUAAUUGCAACUCAGUGGCACUCCCUUUUAAGUUUUCCUUUGAAUAUUUGAUGGUUUUUCAAUGAUGUUGCUGAUUCAUCUCCCAAGUCUCAACAUUAGCUUUAUUGAGGAAUCUGGAAGUCAGGUUUAUUAGCUGUGAAAGCUGGAAUUUGGUUUGAAUUUUUGAAGAUAGUAACAGAAAUUGCUUGAGAAGUGCUAAAAAUGACGUCAAAGGUGUACUUGGUGUCCAUGUUGGGCUCUGUUUCAGUAUAUGGAGGUGGAUUAAUCAUCAUCCACUCCCAGUUCAAAUGCCUUUAUAACAUAUAUAACUUUGUGAAUAUAUCUA
This is a messenger RNA of Theobroma umbraticum, 2485 nucleotides long. Its product is annotated as Magnesium transporter CorA-like family protein. NCBI's taxonomy places the organism in Eukaryota, Viridiplantae, Streptophyta, Magnoliopsida, Malvales, Malvaceae. Gene Ontology annotation, biological process: metal ion transport; transmembrane transport. The record is from RefSeq and is a predicted model, not a curated record. Gene Ontology annotation, cellular component: membrane. Gene Ontology annotation, molecular function: metal ion transmembrane transporter activity.